AUGACGAACGACGGCUUUCAGUCCUCCUCUCCGCAGUCACAUCUAUACUCGGCCUCUCCGCAGGCUUCCUCGUCCAGCUCGACACUCGAGAGCUUCUUUGGCACCUCGGCCUCGUCGUCCGCCGCCACCACCACCCUCUCCGAGUCGCUGCCGCAGCGGGCUACCAGGCACUUCCAGACGCUCCGGCACAGGAUCCGCCGUGCCACGGCCUCCCCAGUCUCUUCGCCCGACAACAGCAGCGACGAAGAGGGCAGCAAGCCGCCUUUAAUAGCCGACUCUCCGUCUGCCGUCCCCUCGAGAUCGAGAGACGCCGAGAGGAUGGAUGCCGUACGUCAGCAACGCGCCCGCGUCAUUUCCAACCUCGGACCUAACCGCAAGCUCGAAGGCGAGCUGGGCAUGGAGGCCGAGUCGUCGUCCAGCAGAGCCAACGGCCUCGCUGUGCAGCUCACCCCGGCGGUCCGGCAUGACGAAGUCCAGCAGCAGCAGCAACAGCAGCAGCAGCAACAGCAGCAAGCGACGAGCUCGGCGUUCCUCGUGUCGUACUUCAUAGCCGGCGGCGCAGCGGGCGCGACGAGCAGGACCGUCGUCAGCCCACUCGAGAGGCUCAAAAUCAUUAUGCAGGUCCAGCCUCUGGACGCCUCGGGCAGCGGCGGCCAGGGCGGCGGCGCGGCAGCCCGGGGCAAGGGCGCCUACUCGGGUGUCUGGACGGGCCUGGUCAAGAUGUGGAAGGAGGAGGGCUUUGCGGGCUUCAUGCGCGGCAACGGCAUCAACUGCCUCCGCAUCGCACCCUACAGCGCGGUCCAGUUCACCACCUACGAGAUGGCCAAGACCUGGCUCCGCGAUGCCGAGGGCGAGCUAGACGUCUUCCGGCGGCUGACGGCCGGUGCGGUGGCGGGCAUCGCCUCGGUGGUUUCGACGUACCCUCUGGACCUGGUGCGUUCGCGCAUCUCGAUCGCAUCGGCGUCCAUGUACAGCGAGGCACAGUCGGCCGCGGCCACGUCGUCUGGCAAGAUUUCGCAGGAGGCGCUGCGCCGCAAGAUUGCCGAAAAGCAGACCCAGGUGCCCGGCAUCUGGGCCAUGACGGUCAAGGUCUACCGCGAGGAGGGCGGCAUGCGCGGCCUGUACCGGGGCUGCGUGCCGACGAGUGUCGGUGUGGCACCCUACGUGGCCCUCAACUUCGUCUUUUACGAAGCAGCACGCAAACGCCUGACGCCGAGCGACGGCAGCGGACCUUCGGCGCUGGCCAAGCUGGCGUGCGGCGCGCUGGCGGGGAGCAUCUCGCAGACGCUCACCUACCCGCUCGACGUGCUGCGGCGCCGGAUGCAGGUGGCCGGCAUGAAGGACUCGAAGCUCGGGUACAACGACAAGAACGCCAUCGACUGCAUACGCAACAUUGUCCGCGCCGAGGGCCUCCGCGGCCUCUACCGCGGUCUCCUGCCCAACCUCCUCAAGGUCGCCCCCAGCAUCGGUACCAGCUUCCUCACCUACGAGGCCGUCCGGGGCGCACUGGAGACGCAUUUCGUCGACGAGUAG
This is a messenger RNA of Pseudozyma flocculosa PF-1, 1533 nucleotides long. RefSeq lists its product as uncharacterized. Gene Ontology annotation, biological process: transmembrane transport. Bases 1 to 1533 code for a protein of 510 amino acids. The transcript is spliced from 3 exons. NCBI's taxonomy places the organism in Eukaryota, Fungi, Basidiomycota, Ustilaginomycetes, Ustilaginales, Ustilaginaceae. The record is from RefSeq and is a predicted model, not a curated record.